Messenger RNA from Penicillium lagena, 747 nucleotides. Its product is annotated as PSME3-interacting protein. Lineage: Eukaryota; Fungi; Ascomycota; Eurotiomycetes; Eurotiales; Aspergillaceae. Bases 1 to 747 code for a protein of 248 amino acids. Gene Ontology annotation, cellular component: nucleus. The transcript has 2 exons. The record is from RefSeq and is a predicted model, not a curated record.
AUGUCAUCCGGGUUUGUCUCGGCCGGCACGAACGAGCAGCCCGUGGAACGGGACGAUGAGUGGCUCAAGGCACAGCAGGAGUUGGAAGAGGAACGGCGGCGGAAAGCCGAGAUCGGCAACCAGAAUGACGGCAAGAGUCUCUAUGAGGUGCUGGAACAGAAUAAGCUGGCCAAGCAGGAGCAAUUUGAGGAGAAGAUACGACUGAAGAAUCAAUUCCGCUCCCUGGAUGAAGAUGAGAUCGAGUUCCUGGAUUCGGUGCUCGAGUCCACGCGUGCACAGGAAGCCGCCGUCAAAAAGGACACGGCCGACCAGCUCGAGCUCUUCCGUCGUCAGCGAGAAGAAGCCGAGAAGGCAAUGUUGGGACCGACCUCCUCGGAGAUUACGCCGGCAGAGGAAGACGAAUGGACCAUUCCCGGCCGUAAGAGGCGGCGAGACAAGAAGGAUCUCUUGAUCCCGGGGAAGAAGCGGAAGGCAUCCGCAACGGGGAGACCAGAGGAUGAUUCCAAGGGCCAAGAACCCCAAAAACAGAGCCAGGGCGGUCCCCAGGCUACCGGGACAUCGGCACCUACUUCAACCCGGUCUAAAGAGACACAAAAUACGGCUUCAGCUGCAAAGGCUGAAAAGGAGCCCUCAGGGACAGCCAAGGCAGAUACGGCUAGGAAACAGCCCGAAGCUAAACAGCCAGCAAAACCCGCUCCUGUCUCUCUUGGACUAGCAGCAUAUGGAUCCGAUUCGGAAUCAGAAUAA